Messenger RNA from Esox lucius (northern pike), 1891 nucleotides. Its product is annotated as pro-neuregulin-4, membrane-bound isoform. The coding region runs from base 149 to 424 and encodes 91 amino acids. Gene Ontology annotation, biological process: epidermal growth factor receptor signaling pathway; positive regulation of cell population proliferation; positive regulation of mitotic nuclear division. The record is from RefSeq and is a predicted model, not a curated record. The transcript is spliced from 5 exons. NCBI's taxonomy places the organism in Eukaryota, Metazoa, Chordata, Actinopteri, Esociformes, Esocidae.
GUCAGGAGUUAUUUUCAGCAGUCUGUCUUUGGGACUGAUCUACAAUAACGUGUUCCACUCACUGGGACCUGUCUGAUGUGGUGAGGAUCAGACAAACCUGUCAUACCCUGUCCUUAGGAUAGAAAGAAGAGAAACUGGCAUUCAAAUAAUGGCAGAUCAUGGAGACCCAUGUAACGGGUUAGAUGCGUCCUACUGUAUGAAUGGAGGAAAAUGCUUUAAAAUUCCCGUUAUGGACACGCUCACCUGCGUCUGCAAUGAAAACUACAAAGGCAGUCGGUGUGAGCAGUACCAGCUGUCCAUCACUGCACAUGAUGCAGAGACGUCAGGAGUGAUCGCUGCUGUGUUCAUCCUUGCCCUUCUUAUUCUAGUUGUGUUGGCAGCAGUCAUCUACAACACCUGCAAGAUGUUGAAGUCCAAACCAUAGUACGGGAGAGAACAGCCCAGAGAUUAAAGCCUGGUGUGUAUUGUUUUGGAGUCAAUGGAUAGGAUAAAAUGGAUGAUGGUGCAAUACAUAGUGUGUGUGUGUCUGGCUGCUGCAGGAAAUGAUUUAGUGAAGGACCAAGAGAAGACGUGACAUUCUGCAGCCAGAGUCAAAUGUCAAGCUGCAGCCAGUCUGCGUUACCAUCUGAAACUGCUGCAAACACGCAGGCCCAACAGCAUUUCCUCCCCGAGUGUGAAUGUGUGGUAGACAAAAGAAUUAAACCUGCUGGUUCCGUGUGUGUUAUGUCAACAGGUAUUCACCACUGUAACAUAACAUAUGAUUCAAAAGUGGUGGGGGAAAGAAAUUGAGUGAUAAAUGAUGCCGUCACUCAGAGCAGUGCUAUGUAAAGACUUGUGCACAGUAUUUGGAAUGUUUUUUUAUGAGUGGUGAAAACGAGUAUACAUGCACUCUACUUUGCUCAAUAUACAAUCUAUUUGUUCCACUAAUAUAAUGUGAAGCCCAUUAUUAACUGCCAAGUAGUAAGCAUCUUGUAAUAUUUAAAGAAUGUUUAAAGCAAAGAAAAACUAGAAAUUGUACCUGUGAAUGAGGAUAAGCAUUCUCUUUUUCAGAAUUUACUGUCAAGCAAGACCAUUGUAUGUUGAUGAGCUUUAUUUACUAUAGUAUAGAGGAUUAUUGACAUUCAUAGUCAGGUUUACACAGUGUCUUUAUUUACAUUGUGUGGCCCCUCCCGGGCCAACCCACUCUUUUUGUGAAACUGAUAGCAUAUACCUAUUUUUAUUCCCAUUUUGCAGACAAGACCGGCCUGUCAGUUUGUUUGAAAAUUGGGGUAAAGAUGUACUGUGAAAUAGUAGUGCAGGUUGUAAUGAAUUGUAAGACAUAGUAUCUCUUUUGACUCUGCAGAUCUGAAGCAGAAGCGGCUUGGAAAGACAUCCAAAGUGGAUAUUUUAUAAUACUCAGCUAAUAAUUCAGAGGUUCAUGACACCUCUGCCCCUUCAAACUUUUCAUGGUAUUCGGCUUGAGAGGCCUAGUAAAUAUUUAUCUGAAUAUCUCCGAUAAAAGGUCCGGUGAAUUCAGCUUCAAAAAUGGACCCACUCUGAACACUUCCCAACGCAGAGACAGGGAGGCAGACAUUUACAGUGAUACAAUCAGUCAUAUGUGAGGAAAUCUCACAAUAGGAAGAGACAGAAAACAUGUAAUGGUGUGAUAUUGAAGAAUAUUUAGGUGAUACAUUAUGUCCAUCUUCAUUAGAGGGCCUUAGUGCAUGUACAUGUUCAAGCAGGGGAACACUAGCCUUCACCAUUUUUGCUUAGUCAUAAGUAAGAAGUAUUACAGCAGGUGCUGCAUCUAUGCAUUAAAUGUGUCAGAUUGCUAAUGUUUUCUUUCAACAAAUCUCUAUGGAAUAUUUAUAUUACUAUAAUGUUAAGACAUGCUACUGUUUUGUAACUCCAC